UUUCUAAUGGAGCAAAAACGGAAUUACUACAUCUUAAAACGAAAAUUUAACCCUACAAAAUUCACAUCUUAUCAUUAUUGACAAUUUGACAUGCAUAUUAUGAUACACUUACCAUGAAUAAUCAUAUUAUGAUAAUUUAAACUAAUAAAAUGAUAAUCAUUAUAACAACACUCCAAGUCCCAACACUCCCACAAUAUUUGACAUUGACAAUAAAUGACCCUAUCAAUCCUCCCAAAAUAUAACCCUCAACAUUCAUUUUCUUACUUUAAUCAUAGUAUCCACAAAAUAACAAAUAAAUAAAUAAAAUAUCCAAAAAAAAGUUAAUUGUCAAAAAUUUCUCCUUCAUCUUUUUGAACCUCAUUUCUUGGAAAAGAAAAAUAAAAAAGAAAGAAAGAAAAUAGUCUGAGAAGAUGGAAGCCGAAGGUUCAAUAUUUGAAACAACUGAAAUGGUGGCAAAUUUUUUAGCAUCAACAAACCUAUUACUUGAUUCAUGGAGAUUAUGCAACCAAGCUAACUCCCCUGCAUCCGGGCCUUUUCUUGUUCAACAUAACGGGCCAGUCGGGCUCAUUGCCUUCUCUGGCAUGCAUGAUCUCGGGUUAGGGUCGGGCUCAUACAUGAACGACAUGGUUGCCCUUCAAGAAGGUGAGAUUGGUGAGCUUUUCUCCGGGCUCGGCCGACAUGGGGAUGAUCAUGAUGAGGCUCCUGUUAUGGUUCAUGUUGGCCUUUUGCAGCUCUUCUUUGGCAUCUAUGGCUGCCCUAGUUUUCAAGCUCAGAUGAAAUCACUACUGGAGAAAAGCAAGUCAAUUAUACUGACAGGACAUUCUAUAGGAGGAGCAAUAGCAUCACUAACAACAUUAUGGCUACUUUCCUACAUUCAAACUAUUCCUUCACCUCCACAAAUCCUCUGUAUCACCUUUGGUUCACCCCUCUUAGGCAACAAAUCCCUCUCGAAAUCGCUCCUUCGACAAAGAUGGGCAGGAAACUUCUGUCAUGUUGUGCUUAAACAUGAUAUAAUUCCAAGGCUUCUCUUUGCACCCUUAGCUCCCAUCAACACUCAACUCCAUUGCUUGCUUAAGUUAAUUCAGUUGUCGAUAACAUCUCAAUCUGAGCAACUACCUUUUAAUGUAACUGGUGAAAUAAAGGAUCAGUUGUUUAGAUUUGUACUGGCUUAUACUGAGGCAGUAGCAAAAGAGACUGCAGAAAAUAUGGAAAUUCCUGCAGGGUUAUACUGGCCUUUUGGGAAUUAUUUGUUCUACUCAGAUGAAGGGACUGUCUGUGUUGACAAUGCUGAUGCUGUUGUUAAGUUGCUGUAUUUGAUGCUUGCAAUGGGGAGCUCAGGAUCGUGUUGCGAGGAUCACUUGAAGUAUGGUGGUUGUGUAGAGAGAAUGUCCUUUCAGUUUCUGAUGAGAAGAGGGUUUAUACAUGGAGAUGUUCCUGCGUCGAGCUAUGAUGCAGGGUUAAAGUUGGCAGUAGAGUCAUCAGGAUUAGCAAGUCAGGAAUCAGUUUCUAGACAGGCCGAAAACAGCUUUAAAAUGGUGAAGCAAACACGUUUGACUCCUAGUCUUAACAGUGCAAGACUUGCUAUAGCUCUUGCCAAAAUAACACCUCACAGAGCACAGAUAGAGUGGUAUAAAGCAUCCUGUGAUGAGUCGGAGAAUCAAAUGGGGUACUACGACUCUUUCAAGCGAAGAGCAUCAAAAAGAGACUAUCAAGUUAACUUGUUCAGAAUCAAGCUAGCAAGUUUUUGGGAUAAUGUGAUCAGUAAAAUUGAUAACAAUGAACUUCCUCAUGAUUUUCACAAAAGGCGGAAAUGGGUGAAUGCUUCUCACUUUUAUCAGCUUUUGGUUGAGCCAUUGGAUAUUGCAGAGUAUUACAGAAGUGGUGAGCACUUGAAGAAAGGACAUUACCUGAGGAAUGGGCGAGAGAGAAGACACGAGCUUUUCUCUAAGUGGUGGAGGGAGAAGUAUAGUGAUGUCGUAGAGGAGAGCAAGAGGAGCAAGUUUGCGAGUUUAACACAAGAUUCGUGUUUUUGGGCACAUGUGGAAGAAGCUAGGGAGUUGGUUGAGAAGGUUAGACAAGAGAAGAACUCAAGCAAUGUGGCUCAGUUAUUGCAGGGUAUUGAUGAAUUCGAAGGAUAUGCAAAAAAGUUGAUAGACAACAAGGAGGUUUCAUCUGAUGUCCUAGCAAAGAAUUCAAGCUACAGCAUUUGGGUAGAGGAGGUUAGAGAAUUGAGAUUACAAAUGCAGCAAUUCCCACAGUUGCCGAGUUUUGUAGAUGCAGAAAUGGUUCCUAGGCAGUAGUCAUAGUUGAUCAAGUAUGGUCUGGCCCAAAACUUUGCUCAUUCGGACCAUAUCAUGGGGUGUGGCGGUGUGGCUGACCCCAAUCACAAUUUUCUGACCACUUUGGUCCUGAUUUCAUCAGAUUCUGACAGACCUUUUUCUGUUAUGACCUGAUUUUUCAGGCCAAUACUUAGCUCUAUAUUAGUGCAAUGUAUAAACAUAAGUAUAUAGAAAGCAAACUUAAUUUCCACUGUGA
This is a messenger RNA of Chenopodium quinoa (quinoa), 2535 nucleotides long. Its product is annotated as lipase-like PAD4. Bases 411 to 2300 code for a protein of 629 amino acids. NCBI's taxonomy places the organism in Eukaryota, Viridiplantae, Streptophyta, Magnoliopsida, Caryophyllales, Amaranthaceae. The record is from RefSeq and is a predicted model, not a curated record. The transcript is spliced from 4 exons. Gene Ontology annotation, biological process: lipid metabolic process.